GGACUCGCUUCUGCAGCCCUCCUCCUCAACUGGGGCAUCGCCGCCGCCCCCUCCGCCGCCGCCAUGAUGCUCCUCCGACGGCACCUCCUCCCUUUCCUCCGCGCACCCACCCCGCUCCCCUCCCCUAUGCACCAUCGCGCCCGCCUCCUCGCCACCUCCCCCGCCCCAUUCUCCCUCGAGGAGUACCUCGUCGCCGCCUGCGGCCUCGCCCCAGCUCAAGCCCGCAAGACGGCGAAGAAGGCGUUCGAUGAAUCAUCCAAACCAAGGAAGAAGGCAUUCGAGGACCUCUCCUGGUCCCGCCUCAACUCCGCCUCCAACCCCCAGGCCAUUCUUGCCCUGCUCUCUGGCGUCGGCCUCUCCCACGCCGACAUCACCGCCGUCGUCGCUGCGGACCCGCUGCUCCUCCGGUCAUCGCCCAAGAACAUCGGCCCCCGCCUCCUCGAUCUCCGCGACCGCCUCGGUCUGUCCACUCCCCAAAUCGUUUCCUUCCUCCUGGUCGGCUCACGCUCUCUCCGGAACUGCGACGUCGGUCCAAGGCUCGAGUUCUUCAUCUCCCUCCACGGCUCAUUCGAAAAGUUCAUCCACGUUAUGAAGAAGGGAAGCAGCAUCCUAUGGUCGGAUCUUGAAAGGGUGAUCAAGCCUAACAUCGUGCUUCUUCAUCAGUGCGGCCUAAGUGUUGGAGAUAUUGCCCAGCUGUGCUCAGUCAGAAGGAGUGUGCUUACCUUCAGCCCAGAGCGCGUCAAGGAGGUAGUGCUGCGUGCGGAAGAGCUUGGGGUGCCUCGCAGCUCGCGAAUGUUCUGGCGCGCGGUGUUGGUUGUCGCAAAUAACACCAAAGAGAACAUUGCUGCCAGGCUCAAUUUUUUGAAGAGUACUCUUGGUUGCUGCGAGAGUAAAGUUUCCACAACAGUGUCCAAGUUGCCAAGCAUUGUAGGACUAUCUGAGGAGUGCCUUCAACGCAAGAUUGCGUUCCUGAUCAAUGAGGUUGGACUGAAGCCGCAGUACAUUGUUGAAAGGCCCGUCCUAUUUACAUUAAGCCUGGAGAAGCGAAUGAUACCCCGGCAUUGUGUCAUGAAGGUCCUGCAGGAAAAGGGAUUGCUAAAUAGCAAUAUGAGCUUUUUCUCAUUAGCUAAACUUGGAGAGAAGGCUUUCAAAUUGAGGUUCAUCGACUGUCACAAGGAUUCUCUUCCUGGGCUUGCAGAUUUUUAUGCUGCUGCUUGUGCUGGUGUUGUGCCCUCUAAAAUCUAAUUCUAACAUCUUGAAAUGUUCAAAUCUGUUUUGUAUUUUAGACGGAUGGUGACUCAACUCAUGCUUAUUGGCAGCAGUCCUUGGUGUUCUGGUUUCUGCAAUAGAAACACCAAUGAUCUUGGACUACUCAGAGACCAAGUUUGUCUUAUGGUUUCUACUUACAGCCUGGAGAGGAGGCUAGUGGCCGGCAUUGUAUCAGAAAGGUCCUGCAGGCAAAGGGAUGCUGAAUAGCAAUGUGGGCUUUUAGUCUUUUACACAACAGCUCAAAUCGGGGGGUAGACUUUCAAAUGGAAGUUCAGCGACUGUCACAACUCACAAGGACUCUGUUCCUGGUCUUGUGGAUGCUUAUGCCGCAGCCUGUGCUGGUGUUGUGCCUUCUGGAGUCUAAUUUCAACAUCUUGAAAUGUUUAAGUCCGUUUUUUUUAGUUUCUAGAUGAAUUGUAGAAGUGCAACUCAUGCUCAAUAGCAUCUAUCCACGGUGCAGGCUUGCUCAAUUCUUGGUCUCUGCUUAGAAUCACUAGUGAUCUCUGACUAUCAUAGUCCAUGUUUGUGUUAAGGUUAUCUAUGAAGGAAGUGGUUUGACUAAUUCUGGCGCCCUACUGAGCAUGUUUUUUUUAUGUCAGUUCUUCUGCCUAGCACAUGGCUGAAGAUUUUUAACUUAGUUGUUCUUCUGCAGAUAGGUCCUUGAAAGAAAGCACUCAAGCUAAUAUAUAGAACUUUCUAGUCUAAAUAAAUGGCAGCGGUAUUCUGUAUCUUUUCUGUAGCCAUGGGACUUCCUGUAAAUCUAAGCAAGACCUUCAAAUCAGUAGCUACUUUGCAAUUUUCAAACAUUUUGUUUGUUGUGGACUCUUUCAUUAGGAAGGUGUACAGCAGGAGGAAGAAGGCGCCAUCUAGUGGCUGAUGUGGUGCCUAAUUCCUAUGUUUUAUGGCUGGGUCAGUAGUUAGUUGGAUCAUGGCUGGGUUAGUAGUUAGUUGGAUCAGGAUACAAAUAAGAUCAGAUAGAGAUGAGAUAAGAUCAUAAUAGUUGAGAGUUUGUUAUGGCCGGCCUUCUUAUAAGCCAAGGCCACAACAGGAGAUUAGGUAGGUAGAAAUAGAUCCUAGCACUCAGAGCCUCCCAGGGAGGGCGAGUAGGGUUUCUAUCCUACCAUUGUAGCCUGUCUACUGAUCAAUAAAGCUCUUGUGUUCCCCAUUCCCUGUUGCUUAUCAUUGUUCUUCAGAAUUUCCACUGGGUAGCGAGAAGCAUUUUCUAUAUGCUUUAUUUUCACAAGAAAUAAAACCAGGUCCGUAUAGAAAUCCAGAUUUCUGAAGCUUACAUUAGGCAUCAUGUUGAGCCGAAGCAUGUUUUUGUAGCUAAGUUCUUGAGGUUCGUGAGGUUGGAAACUUGGAAUGGUUGAGAUUGUUUCGUCGCAAUUCAGUGGUUUAGUCUGCAACUUUCAGAUGGCCCUGGGCUUGUCCGAUUGUAAAUAUGCCACAAAUAAAACACGCCCAUUAACCUGCCUGGAGUUACAUAUCUAUGAAUACAUACUUCAUGAAGAUGUUGCAGCUAGAGUAGUGAACUGCUUUAAGUCUACUAUGUACUGUAUGUGUUGUUCUCAGCUGCGUGGGUCAGGUACUCAGGUCAGGUCAAUAAGCAGCUGCAUGCAUGUGUCGUUUCCUGCUUCUGGCUUGUUAUUUUGUUAUCUUGUGUUCACUUGUGCGUCUGUCAUAUAUACGUCUAAGAGUUAUAUACAAGUCUUUUUUCCCCCAUUCAUGAAAAGGAAAAGAGUUCUUUACGGUCGUUUUGUACUCCAUUCAUCAUUGUUAAUGGAAAAGAUGGUGCUGGUGGAUGAUGGUGUCAAUGAUAGGAUGUAUGUACAUUAUCUCACCACAAUCCACUUACUGUUAUUCUCAUUUGGUUAAUUAUUUCUAUAAUUGAUUUGUACAUUUUUUUAUAUUUACUCCAAUAUAUCGUAGUUAUGGCAUUUACUCGCUCUCAUCCACUUUUUCCCGUUUUAUGUAGGCCAUGCUUCAUUCAUUAUAUUCCAAAGUACAUAGAGGUCUUGACAGUUGCAGUCAAAUUGCAAUUUAUUGGCCAGUCAGAGAUGGCAAUGGAUUUAUUUGAUGCAUUAUGUGUUGGCCAACCUUGUGCUUGUUGGAGACAUUUUGUUGAAUCUGACUUCGUGGCAUGUUCACUAUUAUUAUAACAUUGUGGUGUUUCCCUUUUCAUCAAUUUGAUCAAUGGCACAAUGAGUUUCAUUUCCACCCAUUAUUUUUAUCCAAUGUUCUUUUGAAUCCCUUUUGUAACAAUUUAAUGUUAUGUUACUAUCUGCCAAUUCACAGGGAUCCAUACUUGAUGGGUCAUUCGAUAUCAUGGACCCCUCCAUACGUGAACAAUUUUUGGUCGGCUAUGAUGUCCCCCACUGCAAGAUGCUAUUCUUCCCUAGUUUGGUGGAGCACCGGUGGGUUGUCUAUGUUUGGAGCUGUGAAGAUAAUGUGAUUAUAAUGCGUAAGCUUUACACCAGCAUUCCAUGUGCAUGUGGUUAAGUUGCUUAAGAGUGCAUCGCGGGAGGUUGCUUUCAAACUUUUUGAUGGAUGGGAGCAAGAUUGGGAAUCAACUAAUUAAAAGUUGUUGAAAUUCACUGACAACACAAUAUCUUGUCUGAAUCGCACCGGCGUAUUGUGUGCUCAUUUCUGUCGCAGCUUUGAUGGUAAAAGCACAUUUGUGAGGCAUCACAAUGUUGACACUGAACGCACUGCUGGUAUGCUUCUAGCGGAGGUCCUCAAGCUGUCCGAUAAUUAUGGGAAGGAAAAAGUCUAUAUAACACCUAAUGUAUUGAUGGUAGACUACAUAACCCCCUCAACUAGAGAACCAGGUAUUGUGGGUAUUGUGACCUUUAAAGUAUCUAAAACCGUUCAAAUCACCCCCUGAAGUGGUUUUCUAAGGGGGUGUUUGGAUACCUCGUGUUAAACUUUAGCACCUGUCA
Molecule: messenger RNA, 4208 nt
Organism: Setaria italica (foxtail millet)
Lineage: Eukaryota; Viridiplantae; Streptophyta; Magnoliopsida; Poales; Poaceae
Product: transcription termination factor MTERF9, chloroplastic
Exons: 4
Coding region: 64-1245 (393 amino acids)
Biological process (GO): chloroplast organization; regulation of DNA-templated transcription
Cellular component (GO): chloroplast
Molecular function (GO): double-stranded DNA binding
Source: RefSeq, a predicted model, not a curated record